This is a messenger RNA of Pecten maximus, 1799 nucleotides long. Its product is annotated as serine/arginine-rich splicing factor 7-like. The transcript has 5 exons. Lineage: Eukaryota; Metazoa; Mollusca; Bivalvia; Pectinida; Pectinidae. Gene Ontology annotation, molecular function: RNA binding; zinc ion binding. The record is from RefSeq and is a predicted model, not a curated record. Bases 37 to 1119 code for a protein of 360 amino acids.
UUUUCCGCAGGAGGUGGCAGCAGAAUUUGGUCCACCAUGGGAAGGUCAAGGUCUCGCAGCAGAAGUUAUGGUCGUAACCGAAGGAGUCGAAGUGACAGUUAUGACAGUCGCAGUCCAUCUCCGGAGGAAGGCUUCCGUGUCCAUGUGUCGGACUUGGGCAUUGACCCGUCCAAACGAGAAAUAGAAAGAAGUUUCGACAAAUUUGGUCCUAUAAUGGAGGUAUGGGUGGCCAGAAAUCCACCCUGUUUCGCGUUUAUUGUCUAUAGAUAUAAAGAGGAUGCAGAGAGAGCUAUACGGGAAAUGGAUGGCAAAACAAUGUCUGGAGGAAGGGUGCGCUGUUCAUUUGCACGUCCACGGACCCGAGGUAGACGAAGUCGUGGCUUUGAUCCAAAUUUGAGAUGUUACACAUGUGGAGAGAAAGGGCACUUCUCACGGGACUGCAUAGAGAUAUGGAGACAAAGAAGGCGUAACAACAGCAGAGAGCGCUAUACUAGGCGACGGAGCAGAUCAAGGUCACGUUCAAAGUCGAGGUCAAGGUCAAGAGACAGGUCUCGCAGGUCAAAAAGGAGCAGAAGUCCUAGUAAGAGAAAGAGUAGGAGUGACAGUCGAAGCAGGCGCAGAUCGAGGAGUAGGAGCAAGAGGAGGAACAAGCACAGCAGAAGCAGGUCCAGGUCAAACUCAAAGUCAAAGAGGAGGAAGAAGGACAGGAGUAGGACACCUGAGGAUAAACAUCGCAACAAAAAGGAAGAUAAAGCAAAGGACAAACAGCAGCAUGAUAAACAGGAGGAGGAAGAUGGGAAACAGGAGAAAGAAAAUGUCACAGAAACCAAUAGGUCUAGAUCUAGAUCACACAGUAAAGAAAAUGAAGCAAAUGGAAGUCCCGCAAGGUCAAGGUCACAUUCGAGAGAGGAAAGGUCAGGUUCACUCACAAGAGAGGAAAGGUCAAGGUCAAGGUCACAUUCAGUGGAAGAAAGGUCAAGAUCUCCUGAUAAAUUCAAUGAUGACAAGUCAAGGUCAGCCAGUCGUAGUCCUAGACAUUCAAUGUCAAGGAGCCCAGAGGUCAAAGGUCAGGAUGAAGAUAACGGUGACAAUAUGGAAAAUGAUGAUGAUGCUGAGUAACUUUUCACAGGUAUAACCAUAAAUAGUUUACUGCAUGCUGGAAGGAGAUGGUAUAACUUGAUGGAUUUUGCUGUUUUCUUGAGGUAAAGGAAAUUUGUCAUUUUUAAAUGCUUUUUAAUUUUGACAAUUCCAAACAAUCGUGUAUAGUUGUGAAAUAGAUCUAAUUUUCAUGAAAAAUUAUGUCAGCAACAAGACUUUUUUAACCUGAAAUAUAUUUCAUGAACUACAUAGACAGUGUGUAACCAGCUCAGAUUUAUACAUACAGACUGGCUGCUAAAGUCUUAUACAUGGUGUGUAAGGGAAGGAAAAAAUCACAAAAGUUUUAUCCAUGUAGAAGGCAAUAAACGACAAAUUUUUAUUGAAGUUGGAUAUUAUUGAUAAUUGUCCUGAACAUGUACCAUAUACAUAAUCAUCAUUAUCAUAAUAUGAAUAUGAUUGUCAUGAAAUUUUAAAGAAGUAAUUGAGCCACACAGUUGUUUUGGUGUUUUGGAAUCAAAUAAACAGAUAUUUUUCAUUAGAAGAUUACUGUUGAUUGCAAAUGGGGUUCACAAUCAAAAGUCUACUUUCAAAAUUCUUCAUAUUUUUAUUUUCAAGCAUACUCAGAAUGUCGGUGUAGAUGGAAUGUCGUGUAAAUAUGACUAACAACUAAUCAGAUUUGAUUAUGAAACAAAACUCAUUGU